CUAUUUAUUUUCAUAUAUUGCAAAAUACCCAUUAGAUUAUUCAUUUCUGUCACAUGAGGAGGUUUGCUGUCAAUUUUGUUCCUUUUUCUUUUGCUAUUUAUUUUCAUAUAUUGCAAAAAUUUCUGAGUCACCCCUUGGUUGGUAGUGAUGAUUGUACUUUUGUAUCUUCUAGUUCUAGGCAUGGUCCAAUAUUAGCAAUUUAUUGUUAUAAAUACUCUCUUCUAUGUCUAGCUAAAGGUAAAUUCAAAAUUACUCAACUAUGCCUUGUACAAAUUAUGCAGGCUGCGUCACUCAAAUUCUGUUUUAGAAUUUACUAUGCAUGGCCUCGGAGUAAUUUUAUAGCUAUCUAUCAUCAUGAAAUCACUGCCUUCAAUGACGAACUCUUGCAUGCAACUUUUACGCUUGGUUUCCCCUUCUAUAGAACUAAAAGAAAAGUCGUCAUGGAUUUGAAAUUACUUUUUAAUCAAUUGGGUGAUUUCAAUGAGACUCGCUUUGUUACCACCUUUUGGAAUAAUUGGGUUUGGAGUGAUAUCCUUCAUCUUGUUGAAAAAAGACCUGCUUUGGUUGAAUUUUAUCUAUCAAACCUUCAACUAUCAGUAGGGAAUGGGGGUAGAAUUCAUUUUUGGGAGGAUAAGUGGUUCAACAAUGUAUGCCUGAAGGAGGAGUUUCCUCGAUUGUAUAGCUUAUCAAAGGAGAAAGAUAGCACUAUUCAGCAGAUUUACCAGAGGAGGGGACAAUCUUAUGAGAGUGGAAUUUAAUUUUUAGAAGACCAUUGCUAGCAUGGGAAGAAGAGGAGGUAUUAAGAUUGCAUGACUUACUCAGGGAAGCACCUACUCUGUCUUUGGGGGCUGAGGACUCAUGUAACUGGCUGGCCAAUCCAGAAGGAUCAUUUACAGUAGCAGCAGUAUGGAAUUGGUGGAUGUAUUCAAAAGAUCCAACACUUAGUGUUACUAAGGUACUGUGGAAAAAUCUUGCUCCACCCAAGGUAAAAUUCUGUGGAUGGUUGGCUUGGAGAGGUAGACUUAAAACUGCAGCU
Molecule: messenger RNA, 1036 nt
Organism: Camellia sinensis
Lineage: Eukaryota; Viridiplantae; Streptophyta; Magnoliopsida; Ericales; Theaceae
Source: RefSeq, a predicted model, not a curated record